AUGUUUGAGAAUUUUACAGAUCUCAGUGGUUUUCUAUUAUUUGUUGCAACGAAGAAACUCUUUCUCGAGGGCAGAUGCGAGCUCUUCUUUGAUAGAAGGGAUCAGGGAGCUAAGUUCCAGCGUCGAAGUGGAAUGAGUAACUCUUUUGUUGGAGGUGGAUCAAGUGCUUGCCAGUACUAUGGAGACAUUGAGUAA
Messenger RNA from Botrytis fragariae, 195 nucleotides. RefSeq lists its product as uncharacterized. The transcript is spliced from 2 exons. The record is from RefSeq and is a predicted model, not a curated record. Bases 1 to 195 code for a protein of 64 amino acids. NCBI's taxonomy places the organism in Eukaryota, Fungi, Ascomycota, Leotiomycetes, Helotiales, Sclerotiniaceae.